This is a messenger RNA of Antechinus flavipes (yellow-footed antechinus), 1456 nucleotides long. Its product is annotated as ras association domain-containing protein 7-like. The transcript is spliced from 4 exons. Gene Ontology annotation, biological process: signal transduction. The record is from RefSeq and is a predicted model, not a curated record. NCBI's taxonomy places the organism in Eukaryota, Metazoa, Chordata, Mammalia, Dasyuromorphia, Dasyuridae.
AUGGUGACCCAUGCUUUGGUAGCAGCAGAAGCAAUUUGCUCAUAUGCUGUCAAAAGUCGGAGCCGGAGCCGCAACGAGGUUGGUCGGUUUGGAGCUGCGGGGAGAGGACCCAAGGGGCAGACGGGCCGCUAUGUGCUCAUCCAACGACUCCGAGACAAAGAGCGGCAAAUGCUGCCCCAGGAGUGCCCGGUGGGGACCCAGGCCACAUGUGGACAGUUUGCCAACGACGUCCAGUUUGUGCUCCGGCGGACGGGGCCCAGCCUAGCUGAACGGCCCGCCUCGGACCCCUGUCUUCCCCCAGAGCCUUCCCUCGCGUGGGCCAGCCUUCCCCCCAGGCCCCAGCCCCCUGCCCACCAUGAGCCCCGCAGGGAGUGGCCCUCUCCCCCCUUGGGAAGGAGCUCCAUCUGGCCCAAGGAGGACGUGGGAGAGGAGCUGUGGGGCCUGGAGCAUCUGGUCCAAAGCAAUGAGGCCGAGCUGGGUCAGGAGGGCUUCUGGCAAGAGGAGCUCAAGCGGGAACUGGAACAGGAGCUGGAGCGGCAGGGCCACAUGCAGAAACUGCAGGCCGCCACCGAGGAAUGCGUCCGGCGCCUUCGGGAGCUGGACGCUCAGGCCCGGGCUCUGGAGGAGGAGAUCCGCUGGCGGCAGCAGCAGCAGGAGGCGCCGGGUCCCCGGAGGCCGCAGGAUGAGGCGGCGGCCGCCCGGCUCCAGAGGGACCUGCAGACCGAGGCCCUCCAGAGCGAGAGGCUGGAGAGCAGCCUGGCCUGCGUGCGCCGGGCCCUGGCGGAAACGGAGCAGAGCCUGCAUGCCCAGGCCCAGGAGGUGGAGGAGCUGAACCGAGAGUUUAGAUAGUGUAACCUACAGCAGUUCAUCCAGCAGGCCGGGCCUGCGCUGCCCCCAAGGCCCCAGGGCCCUGGCUCCAGCCAGGAAGAAGACUCUGAGCAGGGCCUUUGUGUGGCCGCCACUCUGGCGCCUUCCUCUCCGCCGCCCGCCACGGCCGCGGGGAGGCCGUGGCUGUGGUCGGCCGCUCACUCGGCCCCCUCGGCUCUCACCGUCACCUCUCUCUCAGAGACAGCUCACCUGGACCCCGAGGCCCUGCUAAAGGUGGUCGCUGCCAGGCCGGGGGACCCAUGUUCCAGCCGUCCCGCUGGGCAGAGGAGUAGCCAGCUCCUGUCCCUCUCCACACAUGCUGCACUGGUCAGAGAUGAGUGAGGGAUCUCUGGGAAAGACUGACUGGGGCAGACAGGCAGACGGCCAGGGGUCCCCCGGACCUGGCCGGCCUCCUUUGGCCAAUUCCUCAGAUCUCUACACUGUGGCCAAUAAACUCCUAGCAGGACCCGGGGGCGGGGCUCUCUCUUGCUGUGGCCUGAGUGUGUCCCUUUCCUCACUGUGUGGAUCCCCCUGGAAUAAAGGCACCCAAGUACCAAAAAAAAAAAAAAAAAAAAAAAAAAAACAAAAA